This is a messenger RNA of Coturnix japonica (Japanese quail), 2509 nucleotides long. It is a transcript of the gene TWNK, whose product is annotated as twinkle mtDNA helicase. The record is from RefSeq and is a predicted model, not a curated record. NCBI's taxonomy places the organism in Eukaryota, Metazoa, Chordata, Aves, Galliformes, Phasianidae. Gene Ontology annotation, molecular function: single-stranded DNA binding; ATP binding; 5'-3' DNA helicase activity. Gene Ontology annotation, biological process: mitochondrial DNA replication. Gene Ontology annotation, cellular component: mitochondrion.
GGCGGCCGGGACAGACAUGGCGGCGCCCGCGGGGCUCCACGUGGGGGGGGCGGCCUGAGCCGUGCCGAUGCUGGGCCGGGAUGGCGGCGGUGCCGCUGCGGCCCUGCAGAGCCUCGGGCCGGCUCCUGCCGCUGCUGCGCGGCGGGGCGCGGAGCCGCGGGGCGUCCCCGUGGGCGGCGGGGCCGGGCCGGGUGUCGCAGCGGCGCUACAAGAAGGACGUGCUGCCCGAGCCCGGCGGCGCCGCGCCCGCCGUGUCCGUCACCGAGAUCCGGCGGUACCUCCGCGCUCAGGGCGUCCCCUUCCAGGACGGCUACAGCUGCCUGCACGCACCCAGCAUGUUCGGCACCGAGCCGCCCGCCGCCGGGCCGCCCUUCACGCUGUUCAUCGACAAGACGACGGGCAGCUUCCUCUGCACCGCCACGUUGGCCGAGGGCGGCUGGCAGGACCUGCAGGCUGCCGUGGAGCUGCGGCACCGCGGGGUCCCGGCGCCCGGCCCUGAGGAAGGAGUAGAGCACGAGGAGGAGGAGGAGGAGGAGGCGAGGAGAGCGCGCGAGGAUGCUCGGCGCAUCUGGGAGCGGGCGCUGCCGCUGGGAGAGCUGCUGGACCAGGAGGAGACGCAGAGCACCAAGGCGGCCUUCGGCAUCGCCCCGCUGGCUGACAGCACGCUGAAGCGCUUCGGGGUGCGCUACCUGCGGGCGGCCAAGGCCCUGGUGUUCCCUUGGUUCGCCCCACGCGAUGCGGCGCUGCGGGGCCUGAAGCUGCUGGUGGCAGAGCGGCGAGGUGACGCCGUGAGCUACACCGAGGAGACGUUCCCCCGUUUCGAUGCCUACCGCAACCUCUUUGGGCUGCCGCUCAUCGGCCGCCGCGACACCGAGGUCGUGCUGACCGGGAGGGAGCUGGAUGCCCUGGCCCUGCACCAAGCCACCGGUGUGCCCUGCCUGGCGCUGCCACGCGGGGCCACCAUCCUGCCGCCCGCCCUGCUGCCGUACCUGGAGCAGUUCAGGCGCGUCACGCUGUGGCUGGGUGAUGACCUGCGCUCCUGGGAGGCCGCCAAGAUCUUCGCCCGCAAGCUGAACCCCAAGCGCUGCUCGCUGGUGCAGCCCGGAGACCUCCAGCCGCGGCCCUUGGAAGCGCUGAACAGGGGACUGAACCUCACCAAGAUCCUGCGUGCCGCCCUGCCUGCUGGACACAAAGCCAUCGUGUCCUUCCGACAGCUGCGCGAGGAGGUGUUUGGGGAGCUGGCCAACAGCGAGCAGGUGGCUGGAGUCAAGUGGGCGCGCUUCCCUGAGCUCAACAAGCUGCUCAAGGGGCACCGCCGGGGCGAGCUCACUGUAUUCACUGGUCCGACAGGCAGCGGAAAGACGACAUUCAUUAGUGAGUAUGCGCUGGACCUGUGCACGCAAGGGGUGUGCACGCUGUGGGGCAGCUUUGAGAUCAACAACGUCCGCCUGGCCAAGAUCAUGCUGACCCAGUUUGCCACCCGGCGCUUGGAGGACCAGCUGGAGCUGUAUGACGAGUGGGCCGACCGCUUUGAGGACCUGCCGCUCUACUUCAUGACCUUCCAUGGACAACAGAACAUCAAGACAGUGCUUGACACCAUGCAGCACGCCGUCUACAUGUAUGACAUCACCCACGUGGUGGUGGACAACCUGCAGUUCAUGAUGGGCCACGAGCAGCUCUCUGCAGACAGGUUGGCAGCACAGGACUUCAUCGUCGGCGCCUUCCGCAAGUUUGCCACCGACAACACGUGCCACAUCACGCUGGUCAUCCACCCGCGCAAGGAGGACGACGAGAAGGAGCUGCAGACCGCCUCCAUCUUCGGCUCUGCCAAGGCCAGCCAGGAGGCCGACAACGUCCUCAUCCUGCAGGACCGCAAGCUCACGACGGGUCCCGGGAAGCGCUACCUGCAGGUGUCCAAGAACCGCUUUGAUGGCGAUGUAGGCGUCUUCCCGCUGGAAUUCAACAAGGCCUCGCUCACCUUCUCCUCCUACGGCAAAAGCAAGGCCAAGCUGAAGAAGGUGAAGGAGGAGAAGGCGCCUUCACCCAAGAAGGGUCCCAAUGGAGGAGGUGUGGGUGGCUCUGGCAAGCCCUGAGUGUGGCAGGGACAACCUUGGUACUCGGGCACACCAGGUGCCGUGCGGCUGCGCUCCUCCUGAGCAGAGCACGAUGCUGGGAGAUGGGAGAGGAGUGGAUGUGCAGGCUUUGGGGUCUCUGUACCCUGAGCAGGUCAAUAUAGGGUUGCUAAGUGGAGGCUGAUGGCCCAGGUUUACCUCCCGCACGGUGUGGUGCUAGUGCAGCUCUGCCGGCUCUGAGCCCGGCCCCUCUGGCCACAUGUACCACCAGCAGCAGUAGCAGCAAUGCCUCAGGGACACAGCCCUGGGCGCCUCGGAGCCUCUCAUGGCAAAACACUGUGUCUGAGCCAGUCCUCCCCAGCACAGGGGAGCCCGCCGUGGGCUUUUGGCCCAUCCCUCUGUUUUCUUUACACUUUUAUUAAAGCAGAGCUGUUCAA